Messenger RNA from Episyrphus balteatus (marmalade hoverfly), 1894 nucleotides. Its product is annotated as monocarboxylate transporter 12. The record is from RefSeq and is a predicted model, not a curated record. Bases 458 to 1879 code for a protein of 473 amino acids. Gene Ontology annotation, molecular function: monocarboxylic acid transmembrane transporter activity. Gene Ontology annotation, biological process: monocarboxylic acid transport; transmembrane transport. The transcript has 5 exons. Lineage: Eukaryota; Metazoa; Arthropoda; Insecta; Diptera; Syrphidae.
CAGUCAUCUAUAAAAACAAGCGGAGAGCGAGCUUCAUCGUUGCGCGGCAGAUUUGCACAUUUUUGUUUAAUAAAAUUCAAUGACUUUAUCAAAAUUAUUUCAGAAUUGUUUUGAUUACGGCAAGUGAGUGAUCACAAUUUUUUGUGUGCUGGUUGUCUGGCUAUUUAAUGUGAUUACUGCGUGUAAUACUGCGAGUUAUAGUAGAUUUAAUAAAAUUAUUUAAAAAAAGAUUUUGUUUUAAUAAAAUAAACAAAAGUGAAGUGCAGAUUUAAACUCUUCUACAUUGUAUUGUAUACAAAAAAUAAAAAUAAUACUUAGAGCUUAAAUAUUAUUAAUUUCUUUUUAAAGUGGUGUAAUAAUUUAUUGAAUUAAAUCUGAUUUAUCAGAGAAUUUCUGAAUGAUAAAAAAUAGGCCAAUUUCUAUACAAAACAACUUCGUUUAAUUCAAAUUAUAAAAAAUGGAAAAUAUAACAAAGACUCCGGUUCCAAAUGGUGGCUGGGGAUGGAUUGUGGUUGCUGCGGUUGCAUUUAUUAAUAUGACAAAUCAAUCAAUUCCAUCAGUUUUUGGCCUUCUUUUCGGUGGUCAACUCUUGGUCAUGAAACAAGAGACAUCAACAGCAUCUCUAAUAACAAAUCUACACAGCCUGACAUUGAAUCUAUCAGGAUUACUUAUUGGUCCUGCCAUAAAGAAUUAUUCACCUCGGAUUGUGGCAACAAUUGGAUGUCUAUUCACAACAUCGGGGCUAGUUUUUUCGGCAUUUUCCACACAAGUCUGGCAAUUUAUUGUUGGAUAUAGUUUAUUUUGUGGACUUGGUCAAGGUUUAAUAGCGCCAUCAACAUUUAUGGCAAUUAACUCAUAUUUCACUACCAAACGUGGUCGAGCUGUGGGAGUAUCAUUAGCUGGAUCUGGUUUGGGUCAAAUGAUGAUACCACACAUUGUGAGAAUCUUUCUUGACAAAUAUGGCUUCCAAAGUGCUGUACUGGCUUUAGCUGCAUUCACAUUCAAUGGGCUGAUUGGAGCAGCAAUGUUUAGGCCACUUAGUAAACCACCACAAAAUAAGUUUAACAACCGCAAGGAUGUUAAAUUGCUUCUAGACAAAAAUGAGAAAAGCCUCAAUCAAGUAAAAAUUGUAAAGACUAAUGAGCCACUUGUAGAAAACUCUAAACAAGAUUCUAAAACUAAAAAACUAUGCGAUAAAAUAAUCAAUCGCCUUGUUGAAGCAAUGGAUUUGGAGCUCCUUAGAGAUCCAGUUUUUUGGAGCAUCAUUAUUGGCAUGGGAUUAGUUUAUACCUCAACUACAAACUUCACCAUGCUCUUCCCCUAUUUCCUUCAAAAUUCAAUUGGUCUCAAUCGCUCAGACACGGCAAUGUGUAUGUCUGUGGUUGCUGGAGCUGAUAUUUGCUGUCGUCUUCUUCUGCCAUUUAUCACUGACAAACUGAAGAUUCCAUAUAGGAAUAUCUUUCUAUUUGGAACAAUUGGUUUGCUUAUAAGUCGUGCUGCUUUAGCAGAAUCAACUUCAUUAACAUCUAUCAUCAUUAUGUCUGCAUUCACUGGAAUGACAAAAUCAUCAACUGUUGUGAAUAACAACUUGACAGUAUCCAGUCAUUGUCGACCAGAGAAAUUAGCUGGGGGAUUGGGUCUUAGUAUGAUUACCAAAGGAAUGCUGGUGAUAACAGUUGGUCAAUUAUUUGGUUUUGUUCGAGAUUAUACAGGAAGUUAUGUGACAUGUUUACAUUCACAAAAUUUAGUUCUAGCUGUUGUUAUAGUAUUAUGGACACCAGAAAUUUUAUAUAAAACUUGGAAGAAUCAUAGAAAGUCUAGUAACAAUGAUGCAGAGGAUGGAGAACAAGAUAGAUUUAAAGAACAAAAUGUUUGUUAAAAAUAAGAAUAAUUU